Lutzomyia longipalpis is the source of this 1328-nucleotide messenger RNA. RefSeq lists its product as uncharacterized. The transcript has a single exon. The record is from RefSeq and is a predicted model, not a curated record. Lineage: Eukaryota; Metazoa; Arthropoda; Insecta; Diptera; Psychodidae. Bases 258 to 1148 code for a protein of 296 amino acids. Gene Ontology annotation, cellular component: perinuclear region of cytoplasm. Gene Ontology annotation, biological process: negative regulation of translation; oogenesis. Gene Ontology annotation, molecular function: mRNA binding; zinc ion binding.
CUCGUGCCGCUCUGGAGGGAUCUCUCUCUCUUUAGUAAAAGGAGAGCAAGUAGGAGAGUAUCACGUGACAAAGAAGAGCAAUUUUUCCGCUAAUUCUUGAUUUUUUCUGUCCGCUUAAAGUGGCGUCCGUACUCAAAAAGUUUGUGUUUUUUGUGUUUUAUCGUGCCCUUUUGCAUUUGCAUGGAAUUUAAGCAACACCCAAGGAAUUUAUUGGUGUAAAUUUGUAUCCUCUCGCUAAAUAUUGAAAGCUAUAAGCGAUGGAGUUUUACUGUGAAGAUCGUUUCAACAAUAUCCCCCCGGACGUUGAAUUCCAGCUAAAUGGCCACGACGCUGGUGAAUAUAUUGAGCCUUCCUCGGCUCUUGGGCCUGAGGAUUCAGGUUUAGAAUGGGAUGAGUUGGCGCGUGCAAUCGACAAAGAAGUACAUGGAUCCAAUGUGUCCAGCAAAUUGCCCACUAUUUGGGAUUGUACAAAAGCAGAGAUAGAGGAACUUCUGAGUGAAAUUUUCAACAAAACUACAAAGCAAUGUGACCUUCCGGAUGAUUCACCAACUCAGAAGGAAGAAAUUUGCCAUCACUCGUCGAUUCAGCCACUGCUGAAUAUAUCAUUUUGCAAUCCCCCAUUUGCACAAUCACCACCGGAAUCGGGAUACAGCAGCUGCUCUACUUCCGGACAAAAUAUCUUCAAUUGGAGCCCCACAAACUACAUGGAUCCCACAAAUCAAUCUACAGUGAUGGGCAUGGCAUAUCAAUGCUGGAGUGACGAUCAUCUUUACAGAAUCGAUAAUUUAUCCCCGAUGAAACCACACACCAUCGAUGCAUCUUGGAACGCCAGAGAUCAACCCUUCAUGGAAUACAAACGCAGGGCCAAGAAGGUAAAAGAGCAAAAACCUUAUUGUGUGUUUUGCAUGAACAAUAAGGAACCGUUUGAGACUUAUAUGAGUCAUAGCGUUAAGGAUGCCCGAGGAAAUGUUACAUGCCCUCGACUCUAUGCGUAUGUCUGCCCGCGAUGCUCUGCAAGUGGAAAUCAAGCACACACCAUCAAGUACUGCCCGGAAAAACCUAUCAUCACGCUAGAAAUGACCGAGAUGAUGAAUCAGAAAGGACACCGUCGUCGGGCACAUCCUCGUCCAAUUCUUGGGACUUCAUAAAGAUGACCGCGUUGUCUUUCAUUUCAGAUAAUUUCUUUUCAUGAAACUACAGGAACUCUUGUAAGAAAUACAAGACGAUUUUUUCUAUUAUCUUUUUUAUUAUAAAGUAUCAGAAAUCGCAUGUGAAGUAUUAUUCUCAUAUUAUUUUCAUUUUUUUUUCUUAAAAAAUUCCGAAACUAA